AUGCGCGCUACCGGGCUGCAACAACGACAAUGGCGAUCGCGAGGGCUGCGAUUUUGCGUGAUGACAGGGUCGAAAAAUACGCGUCGCCACAGAAAAACGUACCAUGGUGGUUAUGGAUCUGAGCGCUGCAAGUUACAGAUUGGCAGUGUCACCGGCGGAUUCGCGAACAAUCCAGGGAGCGUUUUCACGCUUGCGAAGGUGCUCGUGUUUGUUACGAAGAAAACGGAUGCAGAAGAUUUGGCAGCUAGAUUGAGGACGCGAGAUUUCGAACUAGAGCUCCUGCAUGGUGAUAUGUUCCAACACGAAAGAAACGAACGCCUGGCACUUUUCCGCAAGAAGUGUAAGAUCUUGGUUGCCACUGACGUUGCUGCCCGUGGUCUGGACAUUCCUGAAAUCCGGACCGUGAUCAACUACGAUGCUGCCCGAGAUAUCGAUACUCAUGUUCAUCGAAUUGGUCGUACGGGCCGCGCAGGCCAAAAGGGAAGAGCGUUCACUUUGAUCCUCGAAGCAGACAGUGAAUUUUCGGCGCAACUUGUACAGAGCAUGGAAUCUGCUGGACGACAGGCCCCGCCGGCGCUUGUAGAAGUGGCAAGCAAAUGUCUGUGGUUCAAGAAUCAACGUGUGAACAAAGGACAAACUGGCCGCAUUGGGCUUGGCUUCGCCUCUUCGACCACGAGCGGAAGUUCGGGUGCAAACCCGUUGAAAAGUUAUAUCCCGUCCCAAAAGGCCGAAUACAUACGCCCAUCUACGGCGGAUCCUCCAUCUUCGUCCUCGGUUUCGUCCUCGGGAUCAUCGGGCGGCUCGAGCUCAACAAAGGAGCCGGUGGCGUCUUCUAGGCUGUCAAUGUUGAGAAACGCGUAUCAGGAUGAAAUUCACGAGUAUGACGAGGACGGCAAAAUUAUCUUCACCUUCAAGAAGCAUAUAGACCCGUUGCCGAAGAUGGACCACGCUUCUGUCGCUUACAAGCCCUUCAAGAAGGAUUUCUACAAAGAACAUGAGGAAAUUAGCAAGAUGAACGUCUUCGAUGCCGGGCGUUUGCGCGAUAAACUCGAUUUGAAGGUGGCCGGGAACAACCCGCCUAAACCUGUCUGCAGUUUCGCGCAUUUUGGUUUUGACCAAAAGCUGAUGGCGUUUAUCCGAAAGUCCGAAUACGAACAACCAACGCCUAUUCAAGCUCAGGUAAGUGGUCUUGGAUUUGAAGCUCAAGUUGCUUCGAUCUCCCAACACGUGCGCCCCGACCGUCAAACGUUGAUGUUCAGCGCGACUUUUAAGCCAAAGGUGGAGCAUUUGGCUCGAGAUGCAUUGGCUGACCCCGUGCGAAUCGUCCAAGGAAACAUCGGCGAGGCGAAUGAGGAUGUCGAGCAAAGGAUUCACGUCAUGAAAUCACCCGAGGUGAAAAUGAAGUGGCUCUGCGAUCACCUUGUGCAAUUCUCUUCUGAAGGAAAGGUGCUCGUGUUUGUGACGAAGAAAACGGAUGCGGAAGAUUUGGCAGCCAGAUUGAGGACGCGAGAUUUCGAACUAGAGCUCCUGCAUGGUGAUAUGUUCCAACACGAAAGGAACGAACGCCUGGCACUUUUCCGCAAGAAGUGUAAGAUCUUGGUUGCCACUGACGUUGCUGUUUCUCUGCGCAUCGCGUUGGAUCCUGCGCCAAAAGGCAUUACCAAUGCCAGCUUCGACUACGCUUUUUAU
This is a messenger RNA of Mesorhabditis spiculigera, 1689 nucleotides long. The record is from the annotation of a GenBank genome assembly. NCBI's taxonomy places the organism in Eukaryota, Metazoa, Nematoda, Chromadorea, Rhabditida, Rhabditidae.